CUUGCUCUCCCUGGGAGUGACUAUACUCUUGUCAACAGUGUGGUGGAGGUCAUGAAUAUUCAUGAGCAGCUGAGGCAGGGCUGUGCCGCUGGAUUGCUUCUCCCAGGCAAAGACUGAAGCCAUCAUCACCAUUGUACGCCGUAUCUGUCUCUUUUUUUCCCCCUUCUUUGCAGGGAAUAUACUAGACGACGGCUGGAGAAAAUACACGGACUAGGAUGCUCGGAUAGCAGGAACGCCUAUUGUUUACUGCAGGCUUUAUUCUGAUGCGGAGAAGAUUGCGAGUGGAUCUUUACUAUCUGCAGGCAAACUGAAAGGGCCGGCUUCCUCCCAGCCUCCACCCCUGAGGUACUCAGAGAUGGAGGCCCCAUUGGUCUGCCUGGAUGAGGAGUUUGAGGAUGUGAGGUCCUACUCCGAGGACAGAGAGGAGAAGUCAAGGAGCAUCUACAUGUCUCCAUCUCGACAUCUGGAGGAUACCUCCCUCUCUGAGCUAGAGAACUUCAGCUCCGAAAUAAUCAGCUUCAAGUCCAUGGAAGACCUUGUCAAUGAGUUUGACGAGAAGCUGAAUGUUUGCUUUCGGAACUACAACACCAAAACGGAAAACUUGGCCCCAGUAAAGAAUCACCUGCAGAUCCAGGAAGAGGAGGAACGGCUGCGGGAUGAAGAGGUCUGGGACGCCCUCACGGAUAACUACAUCCCGCUAACUGGUGACAAAUGGAGAGAGCACAACGAAGAGCUGCUGAAUGGGAACUUGUCUGAUUCCGAGUUCCAUGAGAAGGAGGAAGAGGAGCUGAAUGAAAAGAGUGAAAAUGAUUCCGGGAUCAACGAGGAGCCUUUGUUAACGGCAGACCAGGUGAUCGAAGAGAUCGAGGAGAUGAUGCAAAACUCGCCAGACCCUGAGGAAGAACUGGACGAGGAGGACAAUGAUCUGGAAGUCAUCUCCACUCACUCUGACUCCGUCCUCUUACAGGAGAUGCAGGCCUUGAGCAAGACCUUCAACAACAACUGGACCGCUGAGGCAGGACUUCAACACAUGAGCAGAGCGGAGCUGACCGAGCUAUUGGAACGCGUGGAACGAGCCAUCUGCGACUACUCGGAGGAGCUGGUGCAGCAGCUGGCCAGACGGGACGAGUUGGAGUUUGAGAAGGAGGUGAAGAAUUCCUUCAUCACGGCUCUCCUGGAGGUCCAGAACAAGCAGAAGGAACACAGAGAGCUGGUGAAGAAGAGGAGGAAAGAGAAAGGGCUGAGCCUGCAGAGCAACCGCUCCGAGAGACACGGCCAGAUGCCCAUGAAGCGCUUCAGCAUGGAGGGAAUCUCCAACAUCCUGCAGACGGGAAUCAGGCAAACUUUUGGGAAUUCUGGGAAUGAGAAGCAGUAUUUGAACACAGUCAUCCCGUAUGAGAAGAAAGCCACGCUCCCAUCUGUGGAAGACUUGCAGAUGCUAACAAACAUACUGUAUGCAAUGAAAGAAGACAGUGAAAAGGUUCCCAUGUUAUUAACGGACUACAUUUUAAAGGUGCUGUGCCCAACCUAACGUGUCGUCUCCCCAGCACCGAUCAGGGACAACGUAUGUGUUACAUCAGGACUGCAUGACAUAACAUUUAAAUUUGCAUUGAAUUAAUCCAAACUACAUGCCGGUAUUAUUACCUAUUGCUUUCUCAUCAAUUUAACCUCUUCCUGGUCAGAGAAGCCCGGAACUUACCCCCAUUAGGUUCUGUGUUGACCCGACCUCUGAAUCUUCUACCGGCACAUCUGCCCUCUGCUGGUCACAGGUGGUAGUCAGGUGUGUUUAUAGCAGACUCCUUACCUGGAGGUCUUGUUCUAUUGUCAUAACCAAGGUAAAACAAGAUUUUGGGACCAUUCUGUGUCCUUUGCAGGCAAGCCAUCCUAACUAUGUGAUAUGUAAACCGCUUUGAAUGAAGACAAAGUAUUGUCCUUUCUGGAGGAAGAGGAACGAAGCACCAGAUAAUACAAUCCUAUCCAGUCCUUCAUGAACUGGCAAUGGCUGCUUGUUCAUAUUGGUCCCUUCGGCUCUAUUUAUCUGUACCGGGUUAGUGUUUAUGGAAUCUGCUUCAUGCCCCUAAAUUCUAGUCGGUUC
Nanorana parkeri is the source of this 2095-nucleotide messenger RNA. It is a transcript of the gene FEZ1, whose product is annotated as fasciculation and elongation protein zeta 1. The transcript has 10 exons. The coding region runs from base 356 to 1531 and encodes 391 amino acids. Gene Ontology annotation, cellular component: axon; cytoplasm. NCBI's taxonomy places the organism in Eukaryota, Metazoa, Chordata, Amphibia, Anura, Dicroglossidae. The record is from RefSeq and is a predicted model, not a curated record.